GAGAGAGAGAGAGGAAACUCAAGCUCAAGCCAGACAUAGAAAUUAUUUGUUUUUACUUUGUAGACAGAGGGUAGAGAGGGCAGAGGCAGAGCCAAAGAAACAAGAGAGGAUUUCUUACUCUUUCUUUUCAUUUCGAUCCCAAAAAGCCAUGCCCUAUUUUCUCCUCCAUUAACGGUCACUUCCACUUCUUUUUUCUUUUUUAUUAUAUGCUUCCCCUGUCAAUCCAAACUUAUUAGUCAUUAUUAUUAUUAUAUUCUUGCUAUCAUCCCUUGGGAUCUCUCUGAUUCUUCUCUUUCUUUCGUGUUACUCUUUCACGCUAUGAAAUCACCCAGCCCACUCUGCCUUUUGAAGCUUAAAUAUUCUAAAGCGUUAAACGUAACCAAAGAGAAAUUCCCGUGAACAAGCUUCCUUCUCUCGUUGACAUAGCCACAUACAUUUGUUUAUGAAAUUUGGUUGUUGAAUCUGAUCUGGGUUUUUGUUGUCGGGUGGGUUAGAAGGAGAGAGAGAGAGAGAGAGAGAGAGAGAGAGAGAGAAGGGGAGAUGUUAACGUGUAUAGCUUGUUCAAAGCAGCUAAACGAUAACAAUGGAUCUAUUGGGGGCCAACAGGAUGAAGAUACUUUGGAGACUCCUAGGACUAGGCAAGCCCUUAAGGCCCUCACUUCUCAGAUCAAAGACAUGGCAUUGAAAGCAUCAGGAGCUUAUAAAAACUGCAAGCCUUGUUCUGGUUCUUCAAACCAUAACCAUAACCAGAACUAUGCAGACUCUGACGCCGCCUCUGACUCGGCACGCUUCCAUUGCCCAUACCGCAGAACAGGAAGUUCGAAUUCCACGCCCAGGAUUUGGGGCAAGGAGAUGGAAUCAAGACUAAAAGGACUUUCCAGCGGUGAAGGAACACCAGCGUCUGUUAGUGGCCGUACAGAAUCAGUACUGUUUAUGGAGGAAGAUGAGCCUAAGGAAUGGGUUGCACAAGUGGAGCCUGGUGUUUUAAUCACUUUUGUUUCAUUGCCUGAGGGAGGGAAUGAUCUGAAACGGAUUCGAUUCAGCCGUGAAAUGUUUAAUAAAUGGCAAGCUCAAAGGUGGUGGGCAGAGAACUAUGACAAGGUCAUGGAAUUAUACAAUGUUCAACGCUUUAAUCGUCAAGCAGUCCCACUUCCAACUCCCCCAAGAUCCGAAGAUGAAGGCUCUAGAAUUGAAUCUGCAAAGGACAGUCCUGUGACUCCACCCCUGAACAAAGAACGCCUGCGCAACUUUGUCCGCCCAGCAGGAAUGGGCUAUUCUUCAUCAGAUUCCCUGGAUCAUCACCCAACACAUUCCCGUCAAUGCUAUGACUCAGCUGCACUUGCUUCAACACCAAAACUCUCCAGUAUUAGUGGAGCCAAGACUGAGACAUCAUCGGUUGAUGGCUCUGUUAGGACUAGUUCAUCGAGAGAGGCAGAUUGCUCUGGAGAGCUCUCCAUCAGUAAUGCCAGUGACAUGGAAACUGAAUGGGUUGAACAGGAUGAACCAGGGGUUUACAUCACUAUUAGAGCACUCCCUGGUGGCACUCGGGAGCUUAGACGUGUCCGCUUCAGCCGAGAAAGGUUUGGAGAAAUGCAUGCAAGGAUGUGGUGGGACGAAAACCGAGCCAGGAUACAAGAACAGUACUUGUGAGAUUUAGCAAAUCAAUGAGAUGGACCAGCAUCUGGAAGUUGUCUCCUUUUGACAAAGUGGUGUUAGAAGCUCCUGUGUGCCUGGGCACAACUAAUCACAAAGCUUACAAUGCAUCAAAUCUGGGUAUUGGUCAUAUCCUCAAUUAUUGAUCUUUUUCUUUCUUCUUUUCCCUUCCUUUUUUUCCCCAUAUGUGGUUGGGUGCAAAUGUUGGGUCGCUUUGGGGUUUGACCAUUGAAAAGAUGAUGAGAAAUGUUAGUCAAAAUAAUAUUUGUUCAUAUUCACUCACA
This is a messenger RNA of Theobroma cacao (cacao), 1937 nucleotides long. RefSeq names its product protein Brevis radix-like 2. Lineage: Eukaryota; Viridiplantae; Streptophyta; Magnoliopsida; Malvales; Malvaceae. The record is from RefSeq and is a predicted model, not a curated record.